CCGGAGCGUUUGAUUGCAGCGUAACGGACAAAUGUAGCACGGGGACGGGGGAGAUGGCCCCUGAUUUUAACGAAUACAUUUAGUAAGGGAGGGGGAAAGGAUCACAGGUAGAAAUGAAGUCCAAGAGGUCGGAAACUUUUGAAUUUGGGUACGCUUGUGCAGGGCGACCACCUCCAUCCCCAUCCCCCAACUCACAUCAGUAAGCGGUUGCUAUGUGUGCUCCAGCCCUUGGUGUGAUGAGUAGCCGAUUGAUCUGUCAAGUGUUAAACAGUAAUGAGCAGCCACGGCCUUGGGAUUAAUACGUUAUCGGACGGUACCCUAGAACUCUGGGAAUAAUGUGAAAAUGAGUUUGCUGGGAUCUGUCCGCAAUUUGUUGCUGGCUCUUUGUCUGAUGUUGGUCUUGGGAUUUCUCUAUUAUUCUGCUGGAAAAUUACACAUGCAUGGAUGGGGACAGGAACCACAAUAUGAUAGACUGGGAUUUCUGCUGAAGUUAGAUUCGAAGAUGGAACUGGAGAAUCCAGUGGUGGACAACAGAAGAGAUGGCUGUGCCAAUGCUGAUACCCACAAAGACAGACUUUUUAUUCCUUCCCAAACCACAUUGGGCUACCUUCGCUCAACAGAUUUGGCCUAUAAAAAUGGAAAUAACACUGAAGGUGGCUGCAGAAAAGGAUUUGCCUCUGCACAGAUGACAGCAAUCUUCCCAAAAUUCUCAAAACCAGCACCAAUGUUUCUCGAUAACACCUACAGGCGUUGGUCGAAACUCAGAGAUUUUGUUCCUCCAUUUGGAAUCAAAGGGCAAGAGUCAGUUAUACAGAAGAUUCUGGGGAUAACUAAGCACUACACUUUGACUUCAUAUCUGGACAGUUUAACCUGCAAGCGAUGCAUUAUCAUGGGCAAUGGAGGAAUCCUGGCCAACAAAUCCCUUGGGUCAAGAAUUGAUGAAUAUGAUGUUGUAAUAAGGUUAAAUGAAGCCCCUGUGAAAGGUUUUGAAAAAGAUGUUGGAGCAAAGACAACUCUUCGAAUUACAUAUCCAGAAGGUGCCAUACAAAAGCCAGCUCGUUACGAGAAGGACUCACUUUUUGUGUUUGCUGGAUUCAAACCUCAAGAUUUCAAAUGGCUAAAAUAUAUUGUUUACAAAGAAAAAGUGAGCCCAUCGGAUGGUUUUUGGAAGUCUGUUGCCACUGUUGUCCCCAAGGAGCCCAAAGAGAUUCGGAUUCUGAAUCCUUAUUUCAUCCGUGAAGCAGCUUUUACAUUUAUUGGCCUUCCAGUCAACAAUGGGAUGAUGGGUCGUGGGAACAUCCCAACACUGGGUACAGUGGCAAUAACAAUGGCAUUGCACAACUGUGACGAAGUGGCAGUCGCUGGGUUUGGCUACGAUAUGAAUGCUCCAAAUGCACCUCUUCAUUACUAUGAGAAUGUCAAGAUGUCAGCCAUUAAAGAGUCGUGGACUCAUAAUAUUGGAAAAGAGAAAGAAUUCCUUAGGAAAUUGGUGAAAGGGCAAGUGAUUACAGAUUUGACAGCUGGGAUUUGAUGCAGUUUUACUCCAGUCGCAAAAUAAAAUUGGAGAAAAGAAAAGCACAAAAGCGAAUGAAGAGGAGGUGCUUGUGGAAUCUGAAAACCUCAGAAGAGGAUACAGUUGUACCACACUACCAGAAGACUGCACAUCUCUGAAUAAAAGCAUUCAUUUGUCAUCUUGCAUCAACUUUAUAUUGAAGGGGGAUUUUUGUGCAGUUACACUUCAUUGCUCAGCUUUAGUGUGCAAUGAGAAAAGAAAGACACUAAUAGACGUGCCAUAAUUACCUCUGGAGAAAGAAGUGCAACAGGAUUGUUGAGGUAUUUCUCUUUUAUAGCUUGAAUGUAAAGACUUCCAUGAGCUGUGUGAACAAACAGUUUUACAUUGUGUUUUCUUUUAGUUUAUUAUUUCCUCUCUCUAUCCUGAAAUUCAUGAGACUGGCUGUUCCGUCCCAGACUUGUCCAUUGUUGCUGCUAUUCCUUUUUGGGAUAGAGGAUUUUUUUUUAAACAAAUUGUUCU
This is a messenger RNA of Hemiscyllium ocellatum (epaulette shark), 2032 nucleotides long. Its product is annotated as CMP-N-acetylneuraminate-beta-1,4-galactoside alpha-2,3-sialyltransferase-like. Gene Ontology annotation, molecular function: sialyltransferase activity. The record is from RefSeq and is a predicted model, not a curated record. The transcript has 12 exons. NCBI's taxonomy places the organism in Eukaryota, Metazoa, Chordata, Chondrichthyes, Orectolobiformes, Hemiscylliidae. The coding region runs from base 344 to 1531 and encodes 395 amino acids.